UCGUGCACCAAUCGUCUCAGGUCAAAAAACUCUAAAGUCUUUUUGGUCUUUCUUUAAAAAAAUCUCCAACAAAAUUGCGAUUAUACAAUACCAAAAAGAAAAAAAUCGAUAAAAUCGAUUAAAAAUCCCAAAAAAGAAAAAUGGUGAAGCAAUCGAAGGGCGGUUCGAUCGCUCCGUUUUUAUUAAAGUGUUAUGAGAUGGUGAAUGAUCCAACAACAGAUGAUUUAAUAUCAUGGGGUCAAAAUAAUGAUAGUUUUAUUGUUUGGAAUGAAGUUGAUUUUACUAACAAUUUGCUUCCUAAAUAUUUUAAACAUAGUAAUUAUUCCAGCUUUCAACGCCAACUCAAUAUCUAUGGAUUUAGGAAAACGGAUACUGAUAGAUGGGAGUUUGCGAAUGAAGGGUUUAUCAAAGGCCAAGAGCAUUUAUUGAGGUCCAUUGUCAGAAAGAAGGUAACGCCUGCCAAGGCUCAACAAAAUGUUACAGAGCCGGAAGCAGCAGAGCCUGAAGUUGUACACAUUAACAGACUUGAAGAGAACCGACAAGCCAACCUAUGGAAGGAAGUUGAGAGUCUUAAAACCGAUAAGAACAUGUUAAUGCAGGAGCUUGUGAAACAGAGGCAACAUCAAGAUGCCUCACAAACUAAAAUGUUGGUCCUUCGUGAACAGCUAAAAGGGAUGGAAAAAAACCAGCAUCAAAUGUUGUCAUUUAUUGUCAUGGCUAUGCAGAGCCCCGGGUUUUUUGCUCAACUGUCUUCACCUGUAAAAUCUAAAACCAGAUUGAAACCAGUCAGAGAAGUUAGUGAAACAGUAGAGGGUGCAAUUGUGAAAUAUCAGCCACUACCGGUUGAAUCACCAGAUAUGUAUUCUGAAGAGCCAUUUAGAUAUGGUGUUACCUCGGAGGAUAAAGACUAUUUUAUGGAUAUCUGCCCCGGGUCAACCUUUGACGAGAGCAUUGACCCGAGAGAAAACAUGGAUCAAAUUAUUUUUUCUGAUCUGCCUGAUGGUGAUGAUAUGCUAGAUCAGCUUCUUUCUAGUACUAUACCAGAGAAAAAUGAAACAACCAUAGAUCUACUUGAUGAUGAAUAUGGGUCUGCAGAUAUGGGACUGGAUGGCUUCAAAUUUUUGCCCGAAGACUUUGAGAAGUCGGUAAUUGUGUCACCCAGGAGGGAAGCUUUAUUAUAUAGCGAGAUGUAAAAGCUUGUAACGGCAAUACGGGAAUUCUGUUUUUUACUUUCUUAUAUCUAUUAUUAUCCAAUAUUAGCUCUGCUAUUGUGGUCUUGUAAGUUGUAACUGCCAAAUCUCAGCUCUUACAAUCAAUAUUUUGGGUUCAAGACCCAAAUUUUGUAUAAUAUUGAUAUAUAUGUUAAGACGUAGGAGUUUUCCUCGAGAAAA
Molecule: messenger RNA, 1391 nt
Organism: Erigeron canadensis
Lineage: Eukaryota; Viridiplantae; Streptophyta; Magnoliopsida; Asterales; Asteraceae
Product: heat stress transcription factor A-1-like
Exons: 2
Coding region: 141-1193 (350 amino acids)
Biological process (GO): regulation of transcription by RNA polymerase II
Cellular component (GO): nucleus
Molecular function (GO): RNA polymerase II cis-regulatory region sequence-specific DNA binding; DNA-binding transcription factor activity
Source: RefSeq, a predicted model, not a curated record